GCAUUAACUCAACAGUGUAUGUGCACCCUCAGUCAAGAAAGGAGUUUUUAAAUAAGACAAUAAUUUAAAUGCAUACUUAAAAAUAACAGGAACAUUUAUCUGGCUUGUUUCUCCCUGUUUCCUGCCCUCUUGAGUUAUAUAUGUGAGAAAAACAAAAAGAAUCUGUACACUUCAGAAACUCGAUAGGAGGCAGCAGCUGAUCUUCCCUAUCACCAGCCUAAAAAUAAUCCACUCUUCUGGGUCUUGUGUGUCGGCGUCUUCUGGCGGACCAGAGCACUGUCAUCUGAAUGAUAUCGGUCUCAAGCGGAGAAGAUUUAUCUGGCAUUUUGUGUUUAUGUGUGUAUAGAAAGAGCAAUGUUCCCAAAAGAAGCAGAGAAAGUUGCAUUUUGUGGCAAUGACAACCCUUCCGCCUAUAAUAUGAGCCGCGGCUUAUUAAGCAAUGUUUGUUUUUUGGAUGCCCUCAAUUUAGUACCACAUGUUUUCCUCUUAUUUAUCACCUUUCCUAUAUUAUUCAUUGGAUGGGGAACCCAAAGCUCCAAAGUUCAGAUCCAUCACAACACUUGGCUUCACUUCCCUGGACACAAUUUGCGGUGGAUUCUGACAUUUACUCUUCUGUUUGUGCACGUAUGCGAAAUAGGAGAAGGCAUUGUUUCAGACACACGGAUGCUCACUCGACAUCUCCACCUCUUCCUUCCUGCCAUAAUGGGAUUUGUAGCUGCUACAACAUCAAUAGUAUAUUACCACAACAUUGAGACAUCAAAUUUUCCCAAGCUACUUCUCGCUCUCUUUCUGUACUGGAUCAUGGCCUUUGUCACCAAAACUAUCAAGCUGGUCAAAUAUUGCCAAGAUGGGAUCAAUUUUGCUCUGCUACGUUUUUGCAUCACUGGGAUCAUGGUUGUGCUCUAUGGGUUGUUAAUGGCGGUGGAGAUCAACGUCAUCCGUGUAAGGAGGUAUAUGUUUUUCACAAAACCUCAAAAAGUAAAGCCUCCCGAAGACCUUCAAGAUCUGGGCGUGAGGUUUCUGCAGCCCUUUGUCAACUUGCUCUCUAAGGCAACAUAUUGGUGGAUGAAUACCUUAAUCAUAUCGGCUCACAAAAAGCCAAUUGACCUGAAGGCCAUUGGGAAGCUGCCCAUAGCGAUGCGAUCCCUUACAAACUAUGUCUGCUUGAAAGACGCAUAUGAAGAGCAAAAGAAAAAAGUGGCUGAACAUCCAGAUAAGGUCCCUUCCAUUUGGCUGGCUAUGUACCGGGCUUUUGGGCGGCCAAUUCUUCUCAGCAGCACAUUCCGUUACUUAGCCGACCUUUUGGGCUUUGCUGGACCACUCUGCAUUUCUGGCAUUGUUCACAGUUUCUCCACUGACAACAAGGACAGCACGAUUCCAAUUGUUUCUGGUCUAUCCAAUGGGAGCAAUUUCAGCACACCAGUUCAAUAUUCUACAGAUCCUUUCCUCACCUCAGGAGAGCUUCUCAAAACCAAUUAUGUCUUAGCCGUUCUCCUUUUCUUGGCCCUUAUCCUGCAAAGGACAUUUCUCCAGGCCUCCUACUAUGUCACCAUAGAAACAGGCAUCAACUUGAGAGGAGCUUUACUGGCAAUGAUUUACAAUAAAAUCCUGAGACUUUCCACAUCCAAUUUAUCAAUGGGGGAGAUGACAUUGGGACAGAUCAAUAACUUGGUUGCCAUAGAAACAAAUCAACUCAUGUGGUUCUUGUUCCUGUGUCCCAACCUAUGGGCUAUGCCCGUUCAGAUCAUCAUGGGUGUCAUUCUACUCUACAACCUACUUGGACAGAGUGCUUUGGUUGGAGCUGCUGUCAUUGUGCUACUGGCUCCGAUACAGUAUUUCAUAGCGACAAAGUUGGCUGAUGCUCAGAAGAGUACGCUUGAUUACUCUACAGAACGGCUGAAGAAAACCAAUGAAAUACUGAAAGGUAUCAAACUGUUAAAGCUGUAUGCUUGGGAGCACAUAUUCUGUAGAAGUGUGGAAGAGACACGCAUGAAGGAACUCACCAGUCUCAAAACUUUUGCUCUUUACACAUCUCUCUCCAUCUUUAUGAAUGCAGCUAUACCAAUUGCAGCUGUCCUUGCGACAUUUCUAACGUACACGUAUUCAGAAGAGAAGCAGCUAACCACGGCCCAGGCAUUUGCAUCUCUAUCGCUUUUCCACAUCCUGGUCACCCCACUGUUCCUCCUGUCCACUGUUGUUAGAUUUGCCGUCAAGGCUAUCAUAAGUGUACAAAAAUUGAAUGAAUUUCUCAUAAGCGAUGAGAUUGCAGAUGACAGCUGGAGAAAUGGGGACAGUGCCUUACCAUAUGAGACUUGUGAGAAGCAUCCAGGAUUUCACCCCAAAGCCAUAAACCGGAAGCAGCCAUUGAGACACCAACUGGACAUCUAUGAGCAUACAUUAAGGAUACCAUCCCGUUACCAUGACAUUGAUGACUGUGCUAUCAAGGUAACCAAUGGGUACUUCUCAUGGGGAAGUGGUUUAGCCACAUUAUCCAAUAUUGAUAUCAAAAUUCCUACAGGCCAAAUGACAAUGAUUGUGGGACAGGUUGGUUGUGGCAAAUCUUCUCUCCUCCUUGCUAUUCUUGGCGAGAUGCAAACAUUGGAAGGCAAAGUUCGCUGGAAUCGACUGCCUGACAGAGAGGCGUUUUCAAAAGGACCGUACAGUGUAAAUGAAACUGAGCCUUCUUUUGAAGCAAAUCGGAGGAAUCGAUACCCAGUUGCUUAUGCAGCCCAGAAGCCCUGGCUCUUGAACGCAACCGUAGAAGAAAACAUUACCUUUGGAAGUCCAUUUAUUAAACAGAGGUACAAAGCUGUCACAGAUGCAUGUUCUCUACAGCCUGACAUUGAUCUGUUGCCAUUUGGAGAUCAGACAGAAAUUGGAGAAAGGGGAAUCAACUUAAGUGGAGGCCAGCGGCAACGCAUCUGUGUCGCUCGAGCACUCUACCAAAAUACCAACAUUGUCUUUUUGGAUGACCCAUUUUCUGCCUUGGACAUUCAUCUGAGUGACCACCUGAUGCAGGAAGGUAUUCUGAAGUUCCUUAAAGAUGACAAAAGGACACUUGUGUUAGUGACUCAUAAAUUGCAGUACCUCCCGCAUGCUGAUUGGAUUAUUGCCAUGAAGGAUGGAACUGUGCUUAGAGAAGGAACACUGAAGGACAUCCAAAAUAAUGAUGUAGAGUUAUAUGAACACUGGAAAACGCUAAUGAAUCGCCAAGACCAGGAAUUAGAAAAGGAUAUGGAAGCUGACCAAACCACUCUAGAAAGGAGGAAUCUCCGAAGAGCUAUGUACCCCAGAGAAUCCAAAGCACAACUGGAGGAUGAGGAUGAAGAGGAAGAAGAGGAAGAGGAAGAAGAUGACAACAUGUCAACAGCAAUGAGACUCAGGACAAAGAUGCCCUGGAAAACCUGCUGGCUAUAUCUCUCAUCAGGAGGUUUUCUCUUACUCUCCUUGAUGAUCUUCUCUAAACUCCUGAAGCACUCAGUCAUGGUUGCUAUUGAUUAUUGGCUGGCAAAGUGGACAUCACCAGUGAAUAAAACGGAGACUUGGUGUUCCAGCGAGACUUGCAGCAUGGCUGUGUUCAGCAUCCUCAGCGGUGCGGGAAUUGUCCUUUGCCUUGUCACAUCUUUGACUGUUGAAUGGAUGGGCCUCACUGCAGCCAAGAACCUUCACCAUGAUCUUCUUAACAAGAUCAUCCUUGGACCAAUUCGAUUCUUUGAUACAACGCCCUUGGGACUGAUUCUCAAUCGCUUUUCUGCAGAUACAAACAUUAUUGAUCAGCACAUUCCACCAACUCUGGAGUCCCUCUCACGUUCUACAUUGCUCUGCCUGUCUGCUAUUGGAAUGAUUUCAUAUGCUACUCCACUGUUCAUGGCUGCUCUCGUGCCCCUUGGAAUAGCCUUUUACUUCAUCCAAAAAUACUUCCGAGUUGCAUCCAAGGAUCUUCAAGAGCUUGAUGACAGCACUCAACUGCCUCUUCUGUGCCACUUUUCAGAGACAGCGGAAGGCCUCACUACCAUCAGAGCAUUCAGGGACGAACCCAGAUUUAAACAGCGUAUGCUGGAACUGACGGACACCAAUAACAUUGCAUACUUGUUUCUAUCUGCUGCCAACAGAUGGCUGGAGGUCAGAACGGAUUAUUUGGGUGCUAUCAUCGUCCUCACAGCAGCCGUGGCUUCCAUUUCUCAAACAGACACUGCUGGCCUUGUGGGCCUGGGUUUGCUUUAUGCGUUGACGAUCACAAAUUAUUUGAACUGGGUGGUGAGAAAUCUGGCAGACUUGGAAGUGCAAAUGGGUGCAGUGAAGAAAGUGAACAGUUUUCUCAACAUGGAAUCUGAGAACUAUGAUGGCACAAUGGAUAUUUCUCAAGUCCCCAAGGAUUGGCCACAAGAGGGGGAAAUCAAAAUUGAAAAUCUCUGUGUCCGAUAUGAAAACAACUUGAAGCCAGUUCUCAAGCACGUCAAAGCUUACAUCAAACCGGGCCAGAAGGUUGGGAUCUGUGGUCGCACUGGCAGUGGAAAAUCAUCUCUGUCGUUGGCAUUCUUCAGAAUGGUAGACAUCUUUGAUGGGAGGAUUGUGAUUGAUGGUAUCGACAUCUCAAAACUGCCACUUGAUAUGCUGCGCUCCAGGCUAUCCAUAAUACUUCAGGAUCCUAUAUUGUUCAGUGGUUCCAUUCGCUUCAAUCUGGACCCAGAGUGCAAGUGUACAGAUGAUACACUUUGGGAAGCUCUAGAGAUUGCCCAGCUGAAAAACUUGGUCAAAUCAUUGCCUGGUGGUCUCGAUGCUAUUGUAACAGAAGGAGGAGAGAACUUUAGCGUAGGUCAGCGACAGCUCUUUUGCUUAGCCAGAGCCUUUGUACGCAAGAGUAGCAUCCUCAUCAUGGAUGAAGCCACAGCAUCUAUUGAUAUGGCCACAGAAAAUAUUUUGCAGAAGGUUGUCAUGACCGCCUUUGCAGAUCGCACAGUGGUAACCAUAGCUCACCGAGUCCACACCAUCCUGACGGCCGACCUGGUCAUCGUGAUGAAACGAGGGAUCAUUUUGGAAAAUGACACACCCGAGAAUCUCUUGGCUCAGGAAGACAGCAUCUUUGCAUCAUUUGUUCGGGCUGACAUGUGAAAGGGCUGCUGAGUCGCAUGUUGCCAACUUUUCUAACGUCUGUUUUUCCAACAAAUGGAGGGAAAAUAUAUUUUCUAUAUGCUGCAGCAUCACUGCAAACUUUGCCUGGGAUAUUUGCAUUUGUAACUUUUAUAAAACUGAAAGCCAUUAUGUAUGCUUCAAAGCAAUAAAUUUUUCAUCACAAAAUGCUAGAUAACUCUCCUGUACAUUUCCUGAUCAGCUGGAUCUCUAGGCAUGAAUAAAUCUAGCAUUUUUAAGAUACUAGAACUGAAAUGUCUCCAUGUUUGGUGGGGAAAGAAUUACUACAUGAGAAUCCAAAGAAUAAAUUCUCCACUCUUGCUUUCUUAAUAGCCUGAGUUCUUCCUGCCAAGACUUAGCACCCUCUUUGUCAUUCCUUAAAGUGGAUUCAAUUAAGACUGCAAUUUGUUGUAAGAUAAGAGGAUUUUGACUCUUACAAACCCAAAAAUCAGCAUGAGAAUUGCUCUUCAGUCCAAGUUAGCAGAUACUAGCUUCCAGUAAGUAAAGUUUGGAAGCAAACCUGGCUAAUUCACAUAGCCAUAGUUUUGUCUAUCCAUGUCCUGGUUGACAACAAGGCAUUAUUUCACUAAACUCUGAUUGUGAUAUAUAAUACAGAGAGGAAAGGGUAUCUUCCAAUGUUUCACAGAUUCAAACUAGGAAAACAUAUCGCCAAGUGAAAUCAAAUUGUGGUCAAGGUAGCAAAAGGUAUAAAUGAAUCAUAGACUCAUAGAAUCAUAGAAUAGUAGAGUUGGAAGAGACCUCAUGGGCCAUCCAGUCCAUGGGUUUCAUUUAUAAGAAAAUUGUUGAAAAAAAUAUAAACUGAAGCAAACACUAGUUGCGAUAUGGAAAGAAGAUUUAAACUGCAAUUUAAACCUCUUUGUCUCUCUCAGCACAGCGACCCAGAGGAGUCUCUCCUCAGCACAACAACCCAGUUAUUGUUGAUACCAUAUUUGGAUUGACCCUCUUUUCCACUUACAGAGCUAGUUUACUGUUUUUCUUUGGAAUAAAUAUUCAAAAACAUUUAACCUA
Anolis carolinensis (green anole) is the source of this 6159-nucleotide messenger RNA. RefSeq names its product ATP binding cassette subfamily C member 9 (gene abcc9). Gene Ontology annotation, biological process: potassium ion transport; transmembrane transport. Gene Ontology annotation, molecular function: sulfonylurea receptor activity; ATP binding; ATP hydrolysis activity. Bases 355 to 5112 code for a protein of 1585 amino acids. Lineage: Eukaryota; Metazoa; Chordata; Lepidosauria; Squamata; Anolidae. The record is from RefSeq and is a predicted model, not a curated record. Gene Ontology annotation, cellular component: membrane. The transcript has 40 exons.